This is a messenger RNA of Ostertagia ostertagi, 414 nucleotides long. The record is from the annotation of a GenBank genome assembly. Lineage: Eukaryota; Metazoa; Nematoda; Chromadorea; Rhabditida; Trichostrongylidae.
UCCGUUAUUUUUCGAACUUUCGACCGAUUUUCCUCUCAGAAAUUUCUCGUUUUCAGUGUUUUCGUAGUAGUUUUGGUAUGUUUGAUACUCAGUGUUCUCUCAACGGUUGAGCAACACAGCAGAUUUGCUGGUGAACUGCUUUUUUUAUUGGAAAUUUUUCUUGUAAUAUUUUUCGCUAUUGAAUAUUGUGUACGGUUAUGGGCAGCCGGGUGCCGUUCGAAAUAUCUCGGUUUUUGGGGUCGACUUCGAUUCGCUAAGAAGCCAAUCUCAUUCAUUGAUCUUUGUGUGGUUUUGGCCAGCAUUACCGUAAUCCUAGUUGGAAGUGAAGGCCAAGUUUUUGCUGCUAGUGCAAUACGGGGUGUGCGAUUCUUGCAAAUUCUUCGAAUGCUUCACGUUGAUCGACAGGGUGGCACA